GAUUGGAUGUCGCACAGCUUUGGUCAUUUUGGUGAUGAUCUGCAGGGCUGUCUACAUAUUUGUGGAACAGUCUGGGGGAAAGCGCUUGAAGGAAACGGAGCAGUACCCAGCGGGAUUUGGAAGAGCACUAGCGCUUCGACAUGCUUUUGGGAAGUUCUUGCGCUUGAAGGACAUGAAGCGAUCUCUCCUGAAGAGCAGCUUGAAGUUAGCAGAAGAGAAGUUGCCGUCUCUCAAGGCAGUGGAAGCUCCACUUGAAUGGAGCCAUGCAAAGCUAGACGAUCUUAGGAUCUUUUUGCGAGAGCAAGCCGAGCAAGGGGUUUGGCGACCAAAAGUAAAUUUUGGAUUGUGA
Cladocopium goreaui is the source of this 349-nucleotide messenger RNA. The record is from the annotation of a GenBank genome assembly. NCBI's taxonomy places the organism in Eukaryota, Dinophyceae, Suessiales, Symbiodiniaceae.